Paramecium tetraurelia is the source of this 1434-nucleotide messenger RNA. RefSeq lists its product as uncharacterized. The transcript has 2 exons. NCBI's taxonomy places the organism in Eukaryota, Ciliophora, Oligohymenophorea, Peniculida, Parameciidae. The record is from RefSeq and is a predicted model, not a curated record.
AUGAAUAAAGUAAAUCAGAGUCCAUGCAGAACAUCCCAAGAAGUUUCAGAACUUUCGAAAGCCUCUGCUAAUCAAAAGUUGUUAACAUAAAAAAUAAAUGAUUUAGAAAAUACUAUAAGACACCUUGAAUAAACAAAUUAAAAAUUAACUGAUCAACUUAAUGAUUAAAAUGCAGAAAUGAAGUAGGAAAAAUAAAAAUCAAAAAAUUAACAGAAUACCUUUACUUAAAUUCAAAAUUAAAAGGACUAAUAAAUUGAAAAAUUGAUUUAUGAAAACCAGAAAUUGGUCAAAGGAAUCUAAAAAAUAGAAAUUGAUUUACAUAAAUUAGAUAAAAUCAAAGAAGAUAAUAUCACUUUAAAACAAUAGGUUCAAGAACAAUUAGAUGAAAUAGAAGAAUUGAAAUAAAAAAUACCAAAAAAUGAAACCAAAUGGUCAUCUGACGCAGCAUUGGGAGUUUUAGCUGCUAAAAGAAGCUAAGAAAUUUUAGUCUUAAAAAAUGAAAAUCUAGAAAUUAAACAAAAGAAUUAAGAAUUAAUGGCUAAAUUAAAUACAUUGUUAACAGAAAAUUAAUAAUUGCAAUCUAUUAUUAAAUCUGAUGAUCCAUCAUAAAGACUUAAUUCUCAAGCUAGCUCUAACAAAUAAUACAAUUCUUCAAGUAAAAAGCAAGAUUAAACUAAUUAAAUUUUAAAUGAAUAGAUUAAUCAAUUAUCAUUAGAAUUGAAGGAAGCAAAAAAUACGAUAGAGAAAUUAAAAAAAUUAAAUGUUUCUAAAACUCAAAAUAGUAAUACUCCUAAUAACAAACCAAAUUAUAGUAUUAAUAAGAGUAAUUCAAAUGAUAAAAUUUAAAAGGCUCAAUCUUUCAACAAUUCUGAUAACGAUAAAGAUAAGAGAUUUAGAGAUCUUGAGGAUUAAGUCAAAAAACUUGAAUUUGACAAAUAAAGCAUUGCUUAAAGUAUUAGGUUAGAAUGUGCUUAAGAUAUAAAAUAAUUACAAGAUAAAUUAAGAGAAGAAUAUGAAGCUAAGGCUCAAUUAGAAAGAGAAUAAGAAAAGCAUUCAAUUGAAGAAACUAAAAAGCAAAGUCAAGAGAAUCAGAAAUUACAAAUAGCACUUUCUAGGUAGAAAAAGGAAGUCUAAAAUAUGGAAAAAAAAUUAACAGAAUUAUUAAUUUCAUAAGAAGAUAUACAAUAGAGUCUAUAAAAAGAGAAGUAGUUUUAGGAUUACUUAAAAUAAGAAAAAACUAAACUUUAGGAUCAAUUAAAAGAAAAAUAAAAGGAAAUCAAUGAAUAUAAAGAAGAUAUCUUAAAAUUAGCCAAGGAAAGAUAACUUUUAAAGGAUUAAUUGGAUAAAUUCAAAAGUGAAUCUAAAAUAAAUUAAAGUUAAAUUAGUAAUAAGCCAGGUAGCCAAAUAAGUGAGAUAAGUAAAAAAUAAAAAUGA